AUGGACAACAACAGGGCAAAGCCCACCACCCCAAGCACCACGCCGGUGAUCACGGCGCUUGUAUUAUCUGACGAUGACGACGAAGAUGACUUCUUCUUCCCAUCUUUAGAGCUAGAAGAGGCACUAGCACUUUUUCUCGGUGGUGGCGGUGAGAGUGGCGAUGAUUUCGAUGCGGGAGAUGAAGUCGAUUCACCCUUUGGUGGCGAGGGUGAGUUUGUAGAUGAUUUCGGUGCCGAAGCCGAUGCUUGUGAUGGUGGCAACUGCUUGGACCUUGAUGGCGAAGACUGUGGGGUGGAGGCCAUUUAUUGGUUUGAUCUUGUAGACCGAGGAGGAUGGAGCUCUUCCUGCAAAUGGGGAGAACUCCACCCCCUUGACCUAAAAGCACUAUACCUAUGUAUAUAUUGCUAA
Miscanthus lutarioriparius is the source of this 408-nucleotide messenger RNA. NCBI's taxonomy places the organism in Eukaryota, Viridiplantae, Streptophyta, Magnoliopsida, Poales, Poaceae. The record is from the annotation of a GenBank genome assembly.